This is a messenger RNA of Pichia kudriavzevii, 339 nucleotides long. RefSeq lists its product as uncharacterized. The transcript has a single exon. The record is from RefSeq and is a predicted model, not a curated record. Lineage: Eukaryota; Fungi; Ascomycota; Pichiomycetes; Pichiales; Pichiaceae. Gene Ontology annotation, biological process: mRNA splicing, via spliceosome. Gene Ontology annotation, cellular component: U2 snRNP; catalytic step 2 spliceosome; precatalytic spliceosome. Bases 1 to 339 code for a protein of 112 amino acids.
AUGUCUAGAUACAAAACUGAUCUCGAGAUAUGUAUGAAAAUUCCUGGGUCUAAAAUCGGUUUAUUGUGUUCCCACUGUGAUGGCAGGUGCCCGACAUGUGAUUCGAAUGUCAACUCCAAGCGUCUUGUUCAUAUUUGCGAUGAAUGUUCUUUUGGUUCAAUGGGGAAAAGCUGCAUCAUAUGUGGAUAUAAUGCUAAGCCAGGAGAGCAAAUGCACGAGGCUUACUAUUGCUCACAAUGUUGCUUGUUAGAAAGGGAUAGAGAUGGUUGUCCAAAGAUUCUGAAUGUAGGAAUUGCAAGAUCAGAUAGGUUUUUUCAAAAAAAAUCAGUUGAUCUUUAA